AUGAACAUCAACGGAUUACUCCGAGAAGCCGAGAAAAACAAGUCCAUCCCGACUCGAAAACGGUUCUCUUUGGACUUCAGUCCCCCGAAGAAGCUUCCAAAGACACAGGUGAACCCUGACGCGAUCCGGGCUUUGAUCGAAAAGAGAGAGCGGGAACGACGAGAUGGACGUGCGAAUCUCAUAGCGAAAGCCGUCGAAUCUACUCGGCGAGACGAAGUGAACUACAAGGAUCGCAACGGUCUUCGGAAAGCCGAACAGGAGCACUCUGAGAAAUGCAAGAAGCAGUGGCAGAAGGUUCAAAAGGACCGCCGAGACUUCAUUGAGCGAAUGAACAAAGCCGCUGACCGCAGAGAAAAGAACAAGACUGCUCAAGACCCGCAGAAAGUCAUCCAAUCGAUCAAGGCGAAGGAACAAGAAAAGAACAAGCGCAAGCGGAAGUACGAAACCUUCACUGGUACCACGGAAACAGCUAAAAAGGUUCGCCUCAACUGGAAUUAUCCCAUACUCGGGGCAGCGCCUAGAGUCACAGAUAUUAACGAGCUUAUGAGAAUGGCUCAGAAGAAUGCUGAGGAGAAGUCUUUCGGAGCUAUCGUGAAUCCGCUCCGAGAACUCGAGAGGAAACAGGCAGCUGCUUCCGAAGAACGAUUGAUGACACAGUCCGAGAAAAAGAGACUCAUGGAGGAAGAAGCCUUCUCCAAACGUCGCGACUUCUCAUCGAUCCCACGUAUACCUAAGCUUGGCCAAAGUUCGGAGAGUCACAAAAUGAACAAACACAAGAAGUCGGAGAACGAUAGUAAGAAGGAGCUUGGUAAAUCGAGCGGGGAGAAGUUGAGAGAGAAAGUUCAUUCUGCUCCAACCACGAGUAGUCACAGUAGUACUGGCAGCACCUCAAGAGACAGGUCCGAAAAACCGAAGGAUAAAAAGCAAUCCUGUGAUAAGGAUAAGCCGCGAACAUCGCACAAUGGAUCAACUUCGUCGAGAAGCAGCAAUGCUCCGGCGAGGAAACCAAAUAAUAUCGCUCAAUCCUCCACUGCUCGGAAACCAACAACAGCUCCGGUGGUCUCCAAUGGGAAUCUUGGUAAGGCCCAAAAUGGCAAUGUUUCCGUUCAGAGCAUGUCGUCAUCCGCCAAGGAGAAACUUCGCGCAGAGAUGGCCAGGAAGCUUGCGCAACUUCAAAAAGAGCGUUUGGCCGAUGAAGAGGAGGAACGACGAAGAAGGCUGCAGGCCAAGCGAGCCCGCCUCGCUGAGGAAGUGCAUCUCAAGAAGAAACUUGUAGCUUUGCAACGCAAUCAAUCCAGGGUGGACUCGGAAGAUGAGGAAGACGAUGAGGAUCUCGAUCAAUACGAGGAGGACUUCAUCGACGAUGGCCCAAUCGAUGAUCCAUAUGCGAAAAGAUACUCCGAAGAUAUCAAACAGAUUUUCAAGUACGAUAAAACGAAAUACCGGAACAUGGAUGACGACGACAUCGAAGAGAGUUCCUUCACGAGAUGCAUGGCCGAAGAGGCUCGCUCCGCUCGCCUCGGUCGUCAAGAAGAUCUUGAGGACAUGCGUAAGGAAGCAGAGGAGAAUCGAAAGAGAGACAGCCGCAGCAAAACUCUGAUGGAUCUUGCGGAGAAACUGAAACAGAAGAAAAAACUGACAUUGUGUCCUGUUUGAGAUGUUUGAGCCGUCUUCUGGAAAGUGACGAACGCCAUCACCUGUCUCCACAUCCUAUCCGGAUACCGGGAGCAACAGGUGUAUUUAUUUUUUUCAACGCAUUUCUUCGAAGCCCCGAUGGCAUCGCCAGAGAUCCAGAUGAACCGUCGGGUACGGCUUGACGAGCUAGUGACCGCAGUAUUCGAAUCGAUCAUCUGGCAUUGGCAAGACUUGUGCCAGUGUUUGAUAUCACUCGCCAAAGACCUCAGAUUAGCCUAUCGAAUUUUCAAACUCAGCCAGAUAUUUGAUACUGACGGCUGAUGAACAAGGUAUCCAAAACUUGCCUGAUGGUGAACAUACGACUAAAACUGAGCCGAUUAGUUCUUAGUGGAGCCCGGAGCUCUACUGAGCUUACCUGAGAGGGUAUGUGAAGCGAAAUGAACAGUAGAAAGAUGUACGCACAGAUGCACUGUGAGAACAAAGUUCGGUGACGUCCAAGACGAAAGUCUAGUGCGAGAAUAGCUAGGAACAUUCAAGAUGGAGUUCAGUCUCCAAGCUCCUGUUCAACCUGACCCUAGCCAUACUAUGAAACAAAUGAAAGUUCUAAUUGUUGCAUUGAGAUUCAUGUUUGUAUAUGCCAGAGUACGCUAAAUAA
Messenger RNA from Galendromus occidentalis (western predatory mite), 2290 nucleotides. Its product is annotated as protein SPT2 homolog. The transcript is spliced from 9 exons. Gene Ontology annotation, molecular function: histone binding; DNA binding. NCBI's taxonomy places the organism in Eukaryota, Metazoa, Arthropoda, Arachnida, Mesostigmata, Phytoseiidae. Gene Ontology annotation, cellular component: nucleolus. Gene Ontology annotation, biological process: nucleosome assembly; transcription by RNA polymerase I. The record is from RefSeq and is a predicted model, not a curated record. The coding region runs from base 1 to 1656 and encodes 551 amino acids.